This is a messenger RNA of Zingiber officinale, 2545 nucleotides long. RefSeq names its product meiosis regulator and mRNA stability factor 1-like. Lineage: Eukaryota; Viridiplantae; Streptophyta; Magnoliopsida; Zingiberales; Zingiberaceae. The record is from RefSeq and is a predicted model, not a curated record. Gene Ontology annotation, biological process: regulation of gene expression. The transcript is spliced from 3 exons. Bases 103 to 2175 code for a protein of 690 amino acids. Gene Ontology annotation, cellular component: peroxisome. Gene Ontology annotation, molecular function: RNA nuclease activity.
AGCGACGAGGGAGGGAGGGGGAAGGAGAGGGAGGGAGGGGAUGGCCGCCGCAAUCCGUUGAUCCCCGCUGGUACCCUAGUUGUAGAGAAGGGAGGAUAUGCGAUGGGAGGGGGCAGAGGAUCGGUAGCGGCGGGCCUGGCUUUGGAGGAUGACUAUGCGACGGUGAAGACGUCGGUGUGGUGGGAUAUCGAGAACUGCCAAGUCCCGAAGGUAUGCGACUCGCACCUGAUUGCCCAGAACAUUAGCUCGGCGCUGGCGGCGUUGGGAUACCGCGGCCCCGUCUCGAUCUCCGCCUUCGGAGACACGAACAAGAUACCCCAGUCCGUGCAACAAGCGCUCAAUAGCACCGGCAUCGCGCUUAACCACGUCCCCGCCGGCGUUAAAGAUGCAAGCGAUAAGAAGAUUUUGGUUGACAUGUUACUUUGGGCAGUUGAUAAUCCACCGCCUGCCAACUACUUAUUAAUAUCUGGUGAUCGUGACUUCUCAAAUGCUCUCCACCAACUUAGUUUUCGAAGGUACAACAUUCUUCUUGCUCAACCACCAAAUGUAUCACAAACUCUUGUUGCAGCAGCAAAGAGUGUUUGGAACUGGAAGGACCUUGUGACUGGUGGGAAACCAUUGGCUGUGCCACCUUAUAUUAACAAUGUGUCAAUUGGUAAUCCUGUCAGUGAAGAUAUAAAUUGUCGAUGUUCUGCUGAUCAUGAACGAAUGACUGAAUACCCUAGUGAUCCCACUACAGCAGGAAGUCUAGGCACUCAUAGAAUUUGUGCGAAUGUUAAAGUUGAUAAUCGCACAAAAUGGAAACAAAGGAAACAAUCAAAUCCUACCCGGUCAACUAGUGUUAUAACCUUGACGCCAAGCACGGUCAAUCUGCCUCCAAUAAGAUCAGGUCUUCCAGAUUACGUUAGUAGCCAACAAUUUAGCAACAAUAUGAAAAAUCCUGAGCAAGUGUCUCUCUCAACUAUACCUAGCCCUGAAUUCCAGGAUGAUUCCCAAUUGAAGAAUUCUAUUCCUUUUUAUCAGUCAUCAACUCAAAUGCCACCUUGUCACCCUUCUGAAUCAAUGCCUUUUAAGGUGGCUCCUCAUGAGUUUUUUCAAGGAAACUGUCCUGAUUCUUCUAGUAGCCAUUUAGCAGAAGGAAACUGGCCUGAAUAUUCUAAUGGCCAUGUAGCAGAAUAUACUGCACCUAGGCCUGUUUUUGCUGUAGAACAUGGGAAUAUCUUUUCUAGUAACCAUAAAUCGCAUGGGCCUGAUCCACUAAAACCAAGUGAUUUGCUGCCGCCACAACCUAAUAAUCAACAUGGGAAUUUGUCGUCAGCAAAUUCUCCAAGUUACAACUAUGCUACCUCAAACUCUUAUAAUGACCCGCGAUACUAUUCCCGUGGUCCAUUCAAUCCAUCAAUUCGCCCAUUUAGCCAAUCUGAAGUGGUUAGGCCUGGUGCCUCAGAAUAUUCCAGCAGUGGUAAUCGAAAUGGCCUAUCCUAUAAACAAAACCCAAACAAGCCAAGUAUGAGUUCUUGUCCAGAGAAAAAUGGCUCUUGGAGUUCUGAAUAUAUGCACAGACCUCCACCUCUACCUUCACCAGUAACAAACAAAUUUAUGUCUCAAGAUGGGCUUUCGAAUAACCCAGGGCGCCCUGUGCCAAGUUCUGAGGUUCAGAUUAUUUUAAAUGCCUUGCAUAUCUUAGAAGUUGACAAAAUGAUUCCGACAGAAGCAAAUAUAGCUGAUUGUAUUUGGUAUGGUGAAAUGAAUAUCCAGAAUUUCGACAUUAAGGCAGCCUUAGAUUAUGCUAUUCAACAUCAACAUGUUGUGGUCCAUAUGUUGGGCGGUAAAUUGCCUUUAUAUGUAGAAAAAAACAUUACACUCUGGAAAUGGGUUAAUACUAUGGAUAUUUAUGCUAAACAUCCAAAGGCUACUUGGGAUACAGUGCUUAAGUUUCUAUCGUCAAUAGAAGGACGCCGUUCAGUGGCGGCAUCACAAAGCAGGUAUCAAGCAGCAAUAGCUAUUAAAAAAUCAUGCCUGAACCAUCUUACUUUAGGUGAAAUUCUUCAGAUACUGCAAGCUAUAACUGAUGUGAAAAAGUGGAUUGUGCCUCACCUAUCGGGUUGGCAGCCAUUAUCUUUCAGUUUACCAUAUGCAGAUAAAAACACAGAUAUGGGAAUGAGUGGCAAAUGAGAUAACCGUCCUAAACUAUGAUGAUGCAAAAAAAAAAAUGGAAAUGCAGUUUCAGUACAUGUUAUCUGUAUGCAAAAUCUAGGAUAGCACACCUGAGAUCAGCUCAUUCUCUACAAGUUUGCUACAUAUUGUUAUUUACUGUUAAUCGGUAAAAACUUAUAGAAAUAUGCUAAAUGCUUUCAAGUAAAGCUAGGUAAUUUGGUGGUCAAACACAUUCUUCUGAAUGUGCUACUAGAUUAUGUUAUUAGUUGAAGACAAUGAGCUUGUAUGCGUGCUAUUGGCAAACGGCAUGCCAAAGAUGUUGAGUUGCUGUUAUACUCAUUGAGUUCUUGUACUGAAAUAUGUUUAUGUGAUAUGCUUUUACUAUCAA